ACUGUGCAGGCUCGGGCAAGACGACGCUGCUCAGCGUUCUCUCCGGAAGGCAGUCAGUGCAGGCGGGCACCGUCAAGAUGAACGGGAUGCCCCUCAGCAAGCGCCUACGCCGCAGCAUCUGCUACGUCAUGCAGCAGGACAUCUUCUUCGCCAACCUGACGCUGAGGGACACUCUCAUGUACCAGGCCCACCUCAAGCUGCCCAGUACCAUGAAGCUUCACGAGAAGGAGAAGAUAGUUACUAGUCUGGUGGAGGAGCUGGACAUUACAAAAUGCUACAACACGAGUGAGUGCUCCACUAAAGCAGGCUACGCUACCACAAUGAUAUUAGCAGUCAAAGGUGGGCUCGAAUCUGGGACCAGGCAAAGGAGGCGGAACCUGUUAUUAACCCAGUAA
This is a messenger RNA of Chiloscyllium plagiosum (whitespotted bambooshark), 395 nucleotides long. The record is from RefSeq and is a predicted model, not a curated record. Lineage: Eukaryota; Metazoa; Chordata; Chondrichthyes; Orectolobiformes; Hemiscylliidae.